CCCGCGCCCGCCGCUCCGCUCCGCUCCCCGCCUCGCCGCCCGCAGCGGCGCCUCCCCGGAGAUGGUCAACGACCGCUGGAAGACCAUGGGCAGCGCUUCCCAACUUGAGGACCGGCCGCGCGACAAGCCGCAGCGGCCGAGCUGCGGCUACGUCCUGUGCACCGUGCUGCUGUCCCUGGCUGUGCUGCUGGCCGUGGCUGUCACCAGCGCCGUGCUCCUGUUGAACCAUGUCCACAUGCCAGGCACGGCGCCCCCACCCGUCGUGAGCACGGGGCCGGCGGGGGCCAACAGCGCCCUGGUCACCGUGGAGAGGGCAGACAGCUCACACCUCAGCAUCCUCAUCGACCCACGCUGCCCGGACCUCGCCGACGGCUUCACGCGCCUGGAGGGAGCCCAGGCCUCCGUGCUGCGGGCGCUGGCUGAGCACCGAGCCCAGUUGUCACCCGACGGAGCCCAGGAGCAGGAGCUGCUGGACACCAUGGCCGACCAGCUGUCGCGGCUGCUGGCCCGGGCCUCAGAGCUCCAGGCGGAGUGUGCCGGGCUGCGCAAGGGCCACGGUGCGCUGGGGCAGGGGCUCAGCGCCCUGCAGAGCGAGCAGAGUCGCCUGGUCCAGCUUCUCUCUGAGAGCCAAGGCCACAUGGCGCACCUGGUGAACUCCGUCGGCGACAUCCUGGACGCCCUGCAGAGGGACCGGGGGCUGGGCCGGCCCCACCUCAAGGCCGAUCUCCAGAGGGCGCCUUCCAGGGGCGCCCGGCCGCGGGGCUGUGCCAACGGCUCUCGGCCCCGUGACUGCCUGGACGUCCUCCUGAGUGGACAGCAGGAUGACGGCGUCUACUCGGUCUUCCCCACCCACUACCCCGCCGGCUUCCAGGUCUACUGCGACAUGCGCACCGACGGCGGCGGCUGGACGGUGUUCCAGCGCCGUGAGGACGGCUCGGUGAACUUCUUCCGGGGCUGGGACGCGUACCGGGAGGGCUUCGGCAAGCUCACAGGGGAGCACUGGCUAGGGCUCAAGAGGAUCCACGCUCUGACCACGCAGGCUGCCUACGAGCUGCACGUGGACCUGGAGGACUUCGACAAUGGCACGGCCUUUGCCCACUACGGGAGCUUCGGGGUGGGCUUAUUCUCAGUGGAUCCCGAGGAGGAUGGGUACCCACUCACCGUGGCCGAGUACUCGGGCACCGCAGGGUCGCCUCUCCGCACCCGUGCAGGCGACUCCCUCCUGAAGCACAGCGGCAUGAGGUUCACCACCAAGGACCGAGACGGCGACCACUCGGACAACAACUGCGCUACCUUCUACCGCGGUGCCUGGUGGUACCGCAACUGCCACACGUCCAACCUGAAUGGGCAGUACCUGCGCGGCGCGCACGCCUCCUACGCCGACGGCGUCGAGUGGUCCUCCUGGACUGGCUGGCAGUACUCGCUCAAGUUCUCCGAGAUGAAGAUCCGGCCGGUCCGAGAGGACCGCUAGACCGGCACCGUCCAGCCCACACCCCCCUGGCCGAGACCUGUGCCCGCGCCCCUGACCCCACACCCGCACCCUGGGCCCACUGCCACGAGGACACUGCCCGCCCUGUGCAUGGCUGACCC
Chinchilla lanigera (long-tailed chinchilla) is the source of this 1590-nucleotide messenger RNA. It is a transcript of the gene Fibcd1, whose product is annotated as fibrinogen C domain containing 1. The transcript has 7 exons. NCBI's taxonomy places the organism in Eukaryota, Metazoa, Chordata, Mammalia, Rodentia, Chinchillidae. The record is from RefSeq and is a predicted model, not a curated record. Bases 62 to 1471 code for a protein of 469 amino acids.